CGCGCCGCCAGUAGUACGGAGUCCGCCGCGCCAGAGCCACCCUCGCUGGGCGCCGCUGCAAAAGGAUUAGCGUCCGCGCAGUGACACGCAAGUGACUCGCAAGAGACUCGCAAGAGACUCGCAAGUGACACGCACAAGUGACAAAAGUGACAAGUGAAAGUGAGCGCCAUAGUUUGGUGGAUUUGAAUUUUGUGAGCGGGAAAAGGGACAAGGCCAAGAUGCGUCCGCCAGCGUCCUUCGGUGUCGACAUCACCAACAUGCCCCAGCAGCUGCCCGUCAUGAUGGCGGGCAGGGCCAUCAUCAGGGUGGUGGGCAGGUGCAACGAGGCGCAGGAGAACUGCAACCUGGACUUGUCCGAGUGCCAGCUGGUGCAAGUGCCCGACGCCGUGUACCACUUGAUGCGACACACCGCCCUCACCACCUGCAACCUCUCCGGCAACGUCAUCACCAAGCUGCCUCCCAAGUUUGCCGUCAAAUUCAGCCUUAUCACAGAGCUCAACGUGUCCCACAACCAAAUGAGCAAACUGCCGGACGAGCUGUGCGACCUGGCCGAGCUGCACUCGCUUGACAUCAGCCACAACGCCUUCAUCACGCUGCCGAGGGUCGCCUUCAAGAUGCCCAAGCUGGCCAACCUCACCGCCAACCACAACCGCAUCAUCGAGGUGGAAGUGGAGCGGUUACGGGAAGCGCCGUCGCUCGUCGAGGUGGACCUCACCGACAACCCCGUCCUGCCCGAGGUCCGCGACGCCCUCAAGGCCGUGGAAGCGCCCCGAGUCCUCCUCAGCGAACGCCAGAAGGAAGACUGGGAGGACCUGACGGUCUAGCUGUAUCUCCGUGCCUCAUCCUGACCCUCCCCCCUUUUUUCCUUUUUUAUUCCCCCUCACUGCGUCUCGCUCAGCCAAACUCCUCGGGUCAAGCCCAUCCUAAGGCUGAACCAAGGACAUCCAUUAUUAUUCUGAACUGUGUAGGUCAAACACCAAAACUCUGAUGAGUUGCCUGUGAUUGCUAUAAAACCAAAUUGCAGCUUAUUUAGAUUUCGUUCUCACCUUCCAUAGAUGUUAGAGAAGGUGCACUAUGUCAUUGUGAGGUAGCGUUUUUUAUGUUGUGUGUAUUGUAGUGUUUUGUGUAACUACUGUAUUAAUAAGGCUAGAAUUUUA
Thrips palmi is the source of this 1157-nucleotide messenger RNA. RefSeq names its product leucine-rich repeat-containing protein 40-like. Gene Ontology annotation, cellular component: extracellular matrix. The coding region runs from base 219 to 824 and encodes 201 amino acids. NCBI's taxonomy places the organism in Eukaryota, Metazoa, Arthropoda, Insecta, Thysanoptera, Thripidae. The record is from RefSeq and is a predicted model, not a curated record. Gene Ontology annotation, molecular function: protein binding. The transcript is spliced from 4 exons.